Messenger RNA from Motacilla alba alba, 1381 nucleotides. RefSeq names its product 4-hydroxy-2-oxoglutarate aldolase 1 (gene HOGA1). NCBI's taxonomy places the organism in Eukaryota, Metazoa, Chordata, Aves, Passeriformes, Motacillidae. Gene Ontology annotation, molecular function: N-acetylneuraminate lyase activity; 4-hydroxy-tetrahydrodipicolinate synthase activity. The record is from RefSeq and is a predicted model, not a curated record. Gene Ontology annotation, biological process: N-acetylneuraminate catabolic process.
GGUCCCACCCCCCAUGUCUGCCCAGCAGGGUUGCGGGUCCCUCACGUGCCCCGUCAAACAUUAACAGCCCCUCGGCGAGGCAAGCAGCGCAGCCAGCAGCAGCACCCAGCCACCAUGGCAUUCAGCACCCGCCUCGCCUCCUCCCUCCGCUCUGCCCUGGCAGCUCUGCACUGGGCAGCCCCCAGGCAGUGCCGGGGGCUCAGCACCCCGCAGGGAGCAGAGCCCUCAUUCAAUCUUGGGGGCAUCUUCCCACCGCUCGCCACCCCCUUCUCACCCACACAGGAGGUGGACUAUGCCCAGCUGGAGGGGAACCUGCACCGCUAUGCCCGCAUCCCUUUCCGAGGGCUGGUGGCGCUGGGCUCCAACGGGGAGUAUCCAUACCUGGCAACCCAUGAGAGGGUGGAGGUGGUGAGCUGCGUGCGCCGGGCUCUGCCCAGGGACCGCUUGCUGCUGGCUGGCUCGGGCUGCGAAUGCACCCAGGCUACCAUCAAGCUGACAGUCAGCAUGGCAGAGGCGGGGGCUGACGUGGCACUGGUUGUGACACCCUGCUACUACCGGGGGGCCAUGACCACUGCUGCCCUGAUCCAUCACUACACAGAGGUUGGCGACGCAUCCCCCAUCCCUGUGGUGCUGUACAGUGUCCCUGCCAACACCGGCCUGGACCUGCCCAUGGAGGCCAUCAUCACCUUGGCUCAGCACCCGAACAUCAUCGGGAUCAAGGACAGCGGUGGGGACAUCACCCGCAUGGGGCUGAUGGUCCACAAGACAAGGAAGGAGGAUUUCCAGGUGCUGGCAGGAUCAGCUGGCUUCCUGCUGGCGAGCUAUGCUGUGGGUGCCUCCGGGGCUGUGUGUGCCCUUGCCAAUGUUCUGGGUGACCCAUUGUGUCAGCUGGACCACCUGUGCCGCACGGGCCAGUGGCAGGAGGCCCGUGACCUGCAGCACCGCCUCAUUGAGCCCAACACAGCGGUCACCCGCCGGUUUGAUCCCGGGCUGAAGAAGGCCAUGGAGUGGUUUGGCUACUAUGGAGGUCCCAGCCGUGCACCCCUGGCCCCUCUGAGCCCUGCCCAGGUUGAAGAGCUGAGGAGCGCCUUCAGUGCCAAUGGCUGGUUGUGAGCUGCUCUCUAUCUGCCCCUUCCCACACUGGGAAGGUACGGAGUCAGGGACCCUGGGAACUGGGGACAUUUUGGGGAUGCUGGGAGGUGGCCAGGAGAGGGCCACCAUAUUACUCUUCCCUGUUAGACUGGGCUGGACUGGGCAGACUGGGUAGAGGAGGGCAACCCCAUGCCAGCCUGCAUCCCUGCCAGCCCCCAGGGACCUGUUGCCUUCACUUGGGAAGGGGUGGAUCCUUGUGCCAUGAAUAAAUCUGCAGUCUCCUCUUUGU